GCUAAAAAGUCUGCUAAGAAGAAGCUUGAGAGGCCACAUGCCACGGAACUCUCCAAAAAUAUGGGCUUUUGCAGAACUGAUGUUCAAGAAGAUGACUUAUUUCCAGUUCUCAACUUGAGAGACAGGUGCCUAUUUAUCACAGGUUUAUAAACCAAUUAUCUUGAAAGUGAGAAACACAGAAUUUGAGACCACGUGAUACAUAAUUUUACAAAGUCUGCAAAGUCAGCAAUUCCAAUCCUACACUGCGGCUCAUUUUGACUUCACAGAACAAAAAUUUGAGGCAUUUCUUGCACAUUUAUACUCUCAAAUUUCUGCAGUGAUGCCAGCUGAUAUCAUGAUAAUAUUGUUAUCUGCUUGAAUGUCUUUGAUCUGUCAAGAAACGGUGAGAUAAAAUUGAUAUGUAUUUUUGAGUGACACCACCUUGAAAUUCCAACCUUAGCAACCUACAAACACUGAGAUGUUAGUGAGGAUUCAAGUUAUUGGGAGUCAACUGUACGUAAUUUAAUUUUGCAAUAUGCAUGGAAUAUUCUUAAGCCUUGACAAACUUAAUUGUUCACAUUCUAAUAUGAUUAUAAAUUACAAUAUCAAAUAACUGUAUUUCAUUUCAAAAUCAUUAACAAUACAAUGCCAACAACAUUUUUUUUGAACUCAUUUUAGAAUGUUAAUUCUGGUGUACCACAGACGAGAACGUCUGGAGCUGACAAUGCCCCAUACAACAAAUGUGAUUGAUUUGAAGCUGAAAAUCCAGAGUUUAACUCAGAUUUUACCACGAAACCAAAAACUAUUCUUUAGAGGCACACAGGUUAGUAUGAAGGGGGCAUUUUGAGGCAACAAUUUUGAAACAAUAACAUUAGGAUGUCAUCAUAUAUCACAUACAGUUAUGAUUCAGUUGAAUAGGGGAUCAAAAGUCAACUAGCUUAGAUUAUACCUGAACCCUCAGAUGAAAGAAAACUACUGUGUUUGGGCUGGAAUGCUUUUUCAAUAUGCAUAUUUGAUGGCUAUAGAAAGGUUCCCAGCCAUUUUUUAUUACAUUAGCCAAAGCAUUAUUAUUUUACAUAAGGUUUUUGAAGGUAGAUGACAUGUUUGUUUGUUUGUUUUUCUUUUUAACAGCUACUUGAUAAACAGAUUCUGAAAGAGUUUAAGCAAGAUGUUGUGUCACUCUCUCUUGUAGCUGGUCCAAUCAAAGGAGGAGGUCUGAUUCUUUUAUAAAUUGAUUAUUGAUACAUUUUCAGCGAUAAUAUAAGAUCCCAAUGUGCUUAUUUUAAGUUAACGUUGGCUACACUGUAAGCAGUGCGAACUAGUAUCUCCAUUUCUAUUAUUUCAGUUUACAGAUAAAAAGUGUUCAUCAAAUAAACUCUAGGCACUGUCGAGGGGUCACUGGUGUCAUUUGAAAUUUAUCUAUGUUAAUUUCCUUCAUUUCUAUAUUAAGGGAAGCACUCUACCAAACCAGUGUAAAUCAAGUGCUAAUAAUUUUUCUCAGAUCUUACACUUUACACCUAUUAAUUUUAUCCCUGUGACAUUGAAUCAGAAGUAGAUGUUUCUGAUGGAAUUUAAAUCAAAACUUGAAUGUUGUCAUUUGUCUUGAACCUCAAAUUCAAGUAAAAAUUGAAAACAUAGGCUUCAAAAUAAAAACCUUUGUUGUCUUAAAUUGACCAAAGAUCAAUUAAACUUCAUUGAUAUCCCUUAAACAAAUUUAUUUCAGACCUUGUUUAAUAGAUCCAUUGUUGAUUAAUAAAUUUAUAUUUAACAAAUAAUACACUGUUAGAAAUCAACAGGAAAAUGUUCGCUACCACCAGCUAAAGAAAUAGAGGAAUGGUUUAUAAGUUCCUACCAGAAGUCAAUAGGUAACACUGUCACCAAAGAGGCCAUAUUCAAUAGUGCCUGCGAACAUUUCAAAGGUUAUGCCAGCAAGGAGGCCUUGCAUCGUUUCAUUUUUGAAAUUCUAGGCAGAAACAUAUUCGACGUGCAUAAGGACUUCAGGGGUAUAAGAAUGAAAAAGGGAAGAAAAACCAUUCACCACCUGAGACCUAAAAUAACUACGGUGGUCCCAGGAGAGCGUGUAAAUACCACUGGUCUUGAGGGAACACCAGAAAAUGUAAAAAUUGACUCUACAGGCCUGGCACAAACACAAAAAAAAGGUGAUAAUGAAGGUGAAUCAGGCGAUGUGGACACCGGAUGCUUGGAAGGACCACAUGAAGAUAAGGACACUGCUGGCCUGGAAGGACCACCAUGUGAUGUGGAUAUCACAGGCCCUGAAGGACCACCAGGUGAUGUGGACACCACAAGCUCGGAAGGACCACCAGGUGAUGUGAAAAUCACAGGCAAGGCAGGAAUAUCAGAUGAAGUGAACAUUGAAGGGAUACCAGAUGAUGUGGACACCACAUGCACUGAAGGACCACAAGGUGAUGUGGACACCCCAGCGGUUGAAGGGACAUCACAUUACGUGGACACCACAGGCACUGAACGACCACAAGGUGAUGUGGACACCCCAGCCAUGGAAGGGACAAUAGACGAUAUGGACACCACAGGAACUGAAGGACCACAAGGUGACGGGGAUACCUCAGCCAUUGAAGGGACAUUAGACGAUGUGGCCACCACAGGCACUGAAGGACCACAAGGUGAUGUGAACACCUCAGCUGCUGAAGGGACAACAGAUGAUGUGGACACCACAGGCCUGGAAAAAACACCUUGGAAAAAAGAUGUGGACAUGACAGGCCUGGAAACAACAGCAACAAGUAAUAGUGUGGAGACAACAGGCCUGGAUGAAGGUGAUGUGGACACUACAGGCCUGGAAAGAAAACCAGGAAAUGAAGAUUUGUUCCACACAGGUUUGGAAGAACCACUACAAAAAGGUGAGACGGCAACCUUUGUUCCCCUUGACCAGGAUGGAUUGCCAGAUCUGUGGGAAAUGCCAGACUGGGAUGAUACAGGCAUAAGUACAAAACCACUAGUUUUUGAGCGAAAAUCCUUUCUUUCAAAAAGCUGGAGUAACACUAAGAUAAAAGAAAUAAAGCCAAAAGAUCUCAACUGCUCAAGCUUUGAACAACUGUUGGCAGAAAAAAUCCCUUGUCCAUCAAUGCGCAUGAAUAACAGUGAAAGAAUUCGAAUUUAUCAGGAAUCAUCUCAGUGUAGCAACAACAUUGACAAUACUUUUCGAGCAUUCCUUUGUUAUGCCUUCCCCCCGCUUGAAAUUUCUACAAAAGUGGCUAAAGAAUUCAGGGACUUAACAUACGAGUCUGACCGAUUCCCACAGUAUACAUGCAUAUGUCUGUCAAGGUUACGAAAUAAGAUCAGGGUGUCAAUCCGUUGUGAAAUUUGCAAAAUCUAUGAAGAGAGCUGUCUGCGAAGAGGACAAUUUAUCAAGUUAGGAAAAUCUACGCAAAAGGAGUUUGAUGGAAUAUCACAGGUGGUGGCUCACCACCAAUCCAGAGUCCAUCAGUCUGCUGCCAUGUACCUCUCAGGCUCAAAAGAGCUGGAUGAGGAUGUAAGUAGCAAUAGAGGUGUAGUAGGAGAUGCUAAGCCAUUGCCU
Messenger RNA from Porites lobata, 3529 nucleotides. The record is from the annotation of a GenBank genome assembly. NCBI's taxonomy places the organism in Eukaryota, Metazoa, Cnidaria, Anthozoa, Scleractinia, Poritidae.